UGAGGUUAAUUCCAUAUUUAUGACGACACGUUAUUUCCCUGUAGGUUUAUGUCCGUCGAAAUUAUUUCUUCUCUGUCUCUACAGAUGAGAUGAGACAUUUUACUGACAUUAUAUUCAGACAACGGUAUAACAACAACAAUAAUAACACAGCUGCUUUUGGUAUUUUGCUUGCGUGGUGAGUGUGGGGAUUGACAUCGACUUGGUUUCCCCAUCUGUCAGACUGAAUUACCAUGUCAGAAUCCUCUCUAUCGUGCAGUACUCAAAGGAGUUAAUUUCUGUGGGAGCCCCUUAGUUACUGAGUCAGAUCCCCAAAUACAUGACUUGCAGUGGGAAACUGGAACUACCUGUUCUACUUUCUUCUCUGCACAGUUCAGUAAAUUAUUUUUACUGAAGUCACUGAGGCUUCUUUAGUUUUUUAUGUUGAAUGUUAAGGUUUAUAUCAGUACUUGUUCACUGUCCAUAUCUUAUGUAAUAAAUGGAAGAAAUAUUAAAUUGACAGUCAUAAAAGCAAAUACUAUAAAAUAGUACAAUAUUUGAACAAGAUGGAGAAGCCCUUCUAAGCUUCGUUGUGUCUACAUACAAAGAUGUAUAAACUAAAACUAAACUAAGUGAAUUUUGAAUAGUAAAGGACUUUUGUUAAUGCGUGAGCUGCAUCCUUUACAGUUUUACUUACUGUUAAGAGCAUUAAAAAAAACAAAAACAAAUAAUCUACAAAAUCUGAUAAAUUAUUCUUAGGGACCUCCCCGUUGUCACUAAUCUACUGUCCUGACAAUCUACUGUCAGGUCUGUCCAUGCAGAAUCUCUCCCUUUCAUUAUUUCAUAAAAGGAGCAGCGAUAUAGUUCAUCACCUUUCUCUGGCCUAACAUUGUUCACCACAGCACAGCAUUGUUGGCAGGGUGACAUUGUACCCCUCCUUAUUAUGUUUCACCAUAAUCCAAUGUGAGUUCAGAAUAUUCCGCAACAAAAUAAUUGAAAUCGCCAUUGUAUAAUGUAUAUUUGGCCAUGUGCCAUAUGCAGUCAAGACCACAUGCUGUGUCUACAUGUGUCAGCUCACACUCUAACUCUAACUAACAUAUGGCAGUUUUCAAUUUAUUCUCACUAGACAAUUGCUCAUUGAAGGCUCAUGAAGGCAAAGAAGAGGUUAACUUCGGUUAUUAGUGAAUGUUUUAACCUCAUCGCAAACUUCAUGAGGUGAACAUUCUCUGGUUCUGUCACUCACAGUUUUCACAGUGAGAAAAUAUUUGGAGACUGGCCCUGUGAUUAGCUGAACAUGUUUAUACUUGCUUUUUACUAUUGCCAAGGCAGUUUUUUGAGUCCCACAUGGCAAACUCAAUUCUUUAAUCAGAGAGUAUUCCUGGUCUCAGUUGACUACUUACUAAGGCAUACCUUUAUAUACUUUGUAUUUUAGGGGUGGAAUAGUUUGCACAGCAGCCCUGCAUAUGUGUUUUUGUGCUCCAGUUCUUGACAAAAUGGCUGUAAAACAGGUUUAGUUCCUGUGCUGGAGUGGAGGAACUGGUCACAGAAGUAUAUGUUGUUCCCUUAUAUGCUUUGAUUCCCUCGCACAACUGCUGAGAAGUUGUUAAGGUAUUGAAGUGAGCAGUUUUCUAUAAUUUGCUUUGGCUGAUUUAAUGCCAUUUUAUCAGCAGUCAUCCAUGUUUUUAAUAGAAAAGAUACAGAUCAAGGGUAUAGUUUUGUACACAAAAAGGUUCAUAUGAUGCAUAACUGCGGUAGUGUAUUCAUCAAGGAACCGGUACAUUAAUAAUCAGCUUACAGCUAUAGUGCUGAAAUGAAAAGUGUGGUUGUUUUCAUUUUCAUCAAAUAAUUUAUAUACAGAUGUUGGUCAUGUAAUUAGAAUAUCAGAAAUAAUUUAUUUAUUUCACUAAUUCUAUUCAUUACACCAAGUCUGAUAAUUUUCAAAUGUUUAUUUCUUUAAUUGUGAUGAUAAUAACGAAUACCCCAAAUUCUGCAUCUUAAAAUUACAUUAUUACUUAAUACCAACACAAAAAAAGCAUUCUUAGAAAUCUCGGCAUACAGAACAGUAUGUAUGAACAUGAAAGUAUGAGCAUGUGCAGCACUCAAUACUUAGUUGGGGCUUCUUUUGCCUGAAUUACUGCAACAAAGCAGCAUGGCAUGGAGUCGAUCAUUCUGUGGCACUGCUCAGGUAUUAUGAGAGUCCAGGUUGCUCUGAUAGUGGCCUCCAGCUCUUCUGCAUUGAUAAAUCUGAAACUUUACACUGGACCUCAAGCAAUGCUUAUUCUGUGCCUCUCCUCUCUUGCUCCAGACUUUGGGACUCUGAUUUCCAAAGGAAAUGCAAAACUUACUUUUAUCAGAGAACAUACUGUAACUUUGAAGCACUCAACAGCAGUCCAGUGCUUUUUGUCUUCAGCCGAGACAAGAUGCUUCUCACGCUAUCUUUUGUUACAGAGUGACUUGACAUAAGGAAUGCGACGGCUGAAGCCCAUGCUUUGCAUAUGUCUGUGCGUAGUCCCCCACAUUGUUGAAUGGGUUUUGUUUCCCAAUUCUUUCCAGGGUAACUCCUAUUGCUUGAACACUGUUUUCUGCUACAUCUUUCCCUUGCCUUUGCCUCUGUAAUAAUACGCUUGGACACAGAGCUCUGUGAACAGCCAGCCUCGUUUGCAAUGAGCUUAUGUGUCUUGCCCUCUUUGGUGUCAGUGGUCGUCUUUUGGACAACUGUCAAGUCAGCAGUCUUCCCCAUGACUGCGUAGCCUACAGAACUAGACUGAGAGACCACUUUGCAGGUGUUGUAAGUAAAAUAUCUUUUUAGAGUGUGGCACCAAGUGUCUUUAGAAUAUUGUGAAAAGAUUUAGUAUUCAUUUUCUGUGAUACUGAAUUUGGGAUUUUCAUUAGUUGUCAGUUAUAAUCAUCACAAUAAAAGAAAUAAAUAUUUAAAAUAUGUGUUCGUAAUGAAAGAAAAUAAUAUACAAGUUUCGCUUUUUGAAAAUUUGAAAUUAAUAAAAAUAAAUCAUGAUGAUAUUCUUAAUUAUAUGAUCAGCACCUGUAGUAUCGAACUGUCCUUCCAUGCGAGUCAGGAUUUGUGUAAUUUGUUAGAACGCCACUGUCUGUCUAGUCAAGUGCUCUGUUUAAGGUUGCAAAUGUCUUGAGUUAUACCAUGGGCCCAACCUCACUGCCUCCUUCUUCAGAGGGACAACAGCGUCUAACAUUGUACGCAGUGAAGGUGCAGCAUCAUCAACAGGGCGAUUUUAACUGUUCAUGAAUGGGAUUAAAGUGACUGCUCUUCUCUGUGAAAAAAUUGGAACAUUUGUUUCCAGCCAGUGUACAGUAAUUCAUGUUAAACUAGAUAAAGCAUUUCCAUAGGAAAAUGCACAGUGAAUGCUGCCAUGCUGAAUGUAUUCCUGGAGCUGAAACAUUUACGUCAGCUGAAAAUAGCUGAAGCAUGUAAAGCACAGAUGCAUGUAUUUGAAGAGAAUGAGUUGUUUAAACUGAACUGAAUGUUUGCAGAACAAGCUGAAGCAGUUAAAUUUCAAAUUGAGAAAAGUUGAAACAGAUUUGCUGAAAUUGAAGAACUGAUGAAAAUACAGAAAGACACAAUAUACCUAAAUGUGACAAACAGCUAAAUCUCAAAUGAAUAGGUUUAAGUUCAAGAGAUAAAAGAAUAGCUUAAGGUUAUGGAAACAUUUAAUACACCUAAAAGUAGCUGUGGAGGGAAAAACUGGAGCUUUGACAUAAAUGUGUGCAGGUAAUUGCUAAAGAGUAAAAUAGUCUCUAGUCAUAAAUCAACUAAAAUCAGAAAUACUGCUAUCUUUAGCUAAGGAUAAGGAUUGCUGCUUUUAUUUUGAAAGGAUAUCAAGGAAGCCUGUGCAGGUAAUUGCUCAACUGUAUAUUAGUCUAAUAACUAGUCAUAAUAGAGCAGAAAUAUUGCUAUUUUUAGCUAAAAAUCAGGAUUCGGGCUUGGAAGGAUUUUAAGGGGCUGUGUGCUUAAAAGCUAAACUGUAAAAUAGUCUUAUUAACCAGUCACAAUUACCCAUUCAAUACCAAAAAUUAUGUUAUUAAAGCUAUACAUUUGGAUUGGUGCUUUUAAUUUGAAAGGAUUCAGAGUGUGUGAUUUAUUUCUAAACAAUCAAACAGUGUAACAGUGCAUAGAGCUGCUACACUGAGCAUUAGGAGUGUGACCAAGAGAGUUGCACCUCUGCUAAACAGGCUCCUUACAGCAAUACCAUUAUACCUAUCACAAAAAUAAGUAAAUGUAAGUAAACAAUCGGUACGAAAUAAAUAAGGAGGGAUGUACCUUAGGCUAACACAUUCAUAACUAAACAACUGUUGUAAUGUGGUUUACCUUGGAGAAUAAUACUAAUACCAAUAUUAGUGUUAAGGUAUGUGCACUUACUCAUACAAACAUAUACAUAUCAUAUACAUACACAUAUGCAUUGUUAUACAUAUCCCAUACUACUUAAUAAUAGUCAUACAACACGACAAUUUCUAUAUUCACACAUUAUUGAUAUUAGUAGUGAUAAGUACCAGUAAUACUUACAGUUGGGUUUGGAAAGCCUGUUUAUCAGGUCAGGUGUUGAGUGUCCCACUACAAGGUUAGUAAAGCUGUAGCUUAACAUUCACCCAAAGGGUAAGGCAGACGUUGGUGCAUGAACAAUGCCACUUGUAAAAGCCAAGGUGAUGGGAGGAGCUCGGCCACUACGCACAGCACAAGGACGUGCAGACGGUCCACAUACCCCGGGCGGAAAACAAGGACCCCCCACACUCCAAAUGAACCACACGCAUACAGACUCACACAAACACAGACGCACACACACCCACAUGUAUAUCAACACACACACCAUAAACUCUCUCACAACAAACUAGUCAAUCGUACGUGAACCCAUGCAAUCUUAGAUACAUUCUCGCACGCACACUGUUCGCUUGUGGCCUUCCAUUCCACAAAGGAAGCAAAUCACUGGUCUACACUAUCACUGGCUUUGGUUGGUUGAUUGGUUGUUUCUCUCUCGUGUGAGGCUUACCAACAUUACGAGUUAGUCUUUGCUGAAAUGGAGGGUUUAGCUGGUAGUUCAGCAAACUUAGCAGCCUCCUCAGCCGAGUUUGGAUUAUGUUCUUUCAUCCAACCCUGUAGCUCAAGGAAAAACCUUUCACAAGUAUUGCUCCAAUAUUAUAACUUCAUCAACCUCAUUGAUUGUUUUUGGGACCUCGCAGCGUGACGUGCAACAACUUUUUUACGUUCUACAAACUUGGCCAGCGGAUCUUGUGAAAAUAUCACACACUCUAGCUCACGCAAUACACACAAAAAAACACCCUAUGUCUAAACUGCUCUAAAUGAGAAAGUAUUGAAGAUAUUAAAAAGCUGAACAAAAGAUCAAUCAUUGAAUAGUUGAAGAUUGUUUUGUAGUUCAGAUGGUCUCUGUAGCUUAAAGUAUGCUGAAGUAGUUAAAGCUGAAAAAAGACAAAGCUAAAGAGGGUUUGAAAAUGGUUUUCCAUCAAUUUCAAUAGGAGAAUAGAGAGGGAGUUUCUCCUCUUCACUGUUGCUGUCAAAUUAAAAGCUUGCUGUAUGUGGGAUUUGUUGGGUUUAGUUGUGUAAGGUCUUAAACCUUACCUUGUAAAGUGCCUUGAGAUAACCUUGUUGUGAUUUGGCGCUAUAUAAAUAAAAUUGAAUUGAAUUGAAUUGAAUUUUGCUUAAAAAAACUUAAUAGCGUGAAAAAUAUAAAAGAUAUGGAUGGGAAAAUAAUAUCAGAAGAAGAAGAAGAAGAAGCUAAUGUGGGAGAAAUGUGACCUCUCUUCCUAAGUCCCAUCAGAACUCUAGCUGCAGCAUUUUGAAUAAACUGUAGGCUUUUUAAGGAGCUGUUAGGACAUCCUAUGAGUAAGCAGUUACAGUUAUCCAGCCUAGAGGUAACAAAUGCAUGAAUUAGUUUCUCUGCAUCGCUCUGAGAGAAGAUGCUUCUGAUUUUAGCUAUAUUUGUAAGGUAAAAGUAGGUGGUUCUGGAUCCUGGUCAAAGAUGACACCAAGGUUCCUCAUAGUAGAAUCUUAAGCUAAUGUCAUGUUUAGGUUAUUUUUAGGCCUAACGAUAAGAAUUUUACAACAAUUUUAUCUGAAUUUUAGUAAGGACAGAGACUAGACUAUUGUCUGAAGCUAAGAGAAGAUUUUUAAUGACUCUAACCAGAGCGGUUUCUGUGCGUACAGGUUAUUCCCAGUCAGGUGUUCAGAUAAUUGGUUAGCCACGAUUUUUUUUUUAAUUUUAGAAAUAAAGGGUAAAUUUGAAAUGGGCACUUACAAGUUUUCAUCUGGCCUUGCAACGGAAAGUAGUAAGAAACAAUGACGGUGUAAGAAUCGGUGCCAUUUGAGGAAUGACCAAUCAGAGCAAAGCAUUCUUUAAUUUUAUUAGUAGUUCUCAGCACAGACCGCUGAUGGCUUGUUGAGAAAUAGCAUUCUAAUAAUAGGACAGUGACACAAAAGGAGAAUAAAAAAAUUAAAAUAAUUACAUAAAAGAAAUUAAAAAAAAAAUCUCAUUGCAUUCAAUAUUUAAACACACAAGUAUUGUAACACAAUAAUGGUCAUUUAAGCAUUCACAAAUUGAUUCGGAAAAAUCAGUAAUGAUGCACAUGUGGACUCUGAAAUAGGUCUGUUGGGUUGUAUAAAAAUAUCUUAAAUGAAGCCCUGUAGUUUAUGGCUCAUGUGCCUGUUCCUGUGGUACUAGGUCCCUGUUCAGGUUCGAGAAGCUGACACACUCUUCACAUUUAAGAUUAGGCUUAAAACCUUCUUUUAUGAUAAAGCUUAUAGUUAGAGAUGGUUUAGGUCACUGGCAAUGAUCGUUAGUCACAGGAACCAUCUAGUAGUUAAGCUGCAAUAGACAUAGACCCUGAGUGACUUAAUUUAAACACUGAGCUCCUCUUUUUCCUUCUAUCUCUAUCAUAUAACCUCCCAUCAUUGAUCUGUGUUUAACUAACCUUGUUUAUUUCUCUCCAGUAGUUGUGCUUCUCCCUCUCGCUCUUCUCCCCACUCUGACCCCAUUUAACAUCAAACUCUUUUGUGUCUGUGAUGGGCAGAUGCGGAUCCAACCAUCUUGCCUGUCUCCAGUUCCUGGUCCCACCAUCUUCUCUGUGCUGUUGUUGAUCGUUGUUGUUGCUGUGCUUUUCUCUCUGUCUAUCCCCUCACCCCAACCAGUCGAGGCAGAUGGCCGCUCACAUUAAACCUGGUUCAGCUGGAGGUUUCUUCCUCCUUAGAGAGGGAGUUUUUCCUCUCCACUGUUGCAGUCAAAUUGUGGUCAGGGAGCUGACACAGUAUCUAUGAGGAAAAGAAUCUCCCUCCAAUCCUGGCUCACUUUAAACAGGUCCAACAAGAGUUUGAAGUAUGAUGAACCACUCAGUGUUGCCUGAUAUAUAACCUGGAUAGAACUGGAAGAGGACUACAGGGACCAAAGCAAAUCACCAUGGCAGUUUUCAAGCCUGAAAACGUAGAGGACUUGUAUGACAUUGGAGAUGUUUUGGGAAGUGGGCAUUUCGGUCAGGUUCGACAGGUUCGUGAGAGAGCCACUGGGACUACUUGGGCUGCGAAGUUCCUGAAGAUUCGGAAGAAUGCGUACAGCCGACUGGGUCUGGACAGGGACAGUGUGGAGCGGGAGGUGGAAAUUCUCCAAGCUGUGCAACAUUCUAACAUUGUAACUCUCAAAGACGUUUUUGAGAGUCGAUCUGAAGUGGUGUUAAUUCUGGAGCUUAUUAGCGGAGGGGAGUUGUUUGACUUCAUUGCUGAGAAGGAGAGUCUAUUGGAGAGUGAGGCCAUUGAGUUCAUGAAGCAGAUCCUGGAGGGAUUGGGAUUUAUGCACAGCAGGAACAUUGCUCACUUUGACCUGAAGCCAGAGAACAUUAUGCUGUUGGACAAAGCGUUACCACAUCCCAACAUCAAAUUAAUCGACUUUGGUCUGGCCCACCGCUUUGUUCCGGGUGAAGAGUACAGGAGCACAAGUGGCACGCCACAGUACAUUGCCCCUGAGGUCAUCAACAAUCAGCCUCUGAACACAGCAGCAGACAUGUGGAGCAUAGGAGUCAUUACCUACAUUUUGUUAAGUGGUUUGUCACCGUUUCAAGGCGACACUGAUGAGGAGACUCUAAAGAAUGUUGAUGCCAUGAUGUACAGGUUUGAUGCACAACAUUUCAGCAUGACCAGCUCAAUGGCCAAAGACUUCAUCCAGAAACUUCUAGUAAAAAAUCCCUGUGAAAGAAUGACAGCAGAAGAGAGUCUUCUUCAUCCAUGGAUUAAGCCAAUCACAAGCAAACAAGUUGCCAAUAGGAAUCGGUCCUCAAUCAAUAUAAAGAACUUUAAGAAGUUCAAUGCAAGGAGGAAAUGGAAGAUGUCUUACAACAUGGUAUGGAUGUGUAACCGGCUGGUCCAGUUGAAACCUUUUAAAGUCAAGUCAGAACCAGAUCCACUCGAGAGACAGUGUGAAAGUGAUGUAGAGGACACAGAAAGCAAGCCUGCUUCACUGAUACGUCGGAGACUCAGCAGCAGUUCAUAGAGCAUAAACCGGCAGAUGAGGCCCCCCAACCCAGACAAGAGAGAAUUGCUUGGCUUUGUGUUUACUGAAACAGAAGACUAAGUUGAUUUCAGGUCAUAUCGGGUUAUUUGAUGAGUAUUUUAAUUAGCUACAAUUAGCAGUGUAUUUCUACUGCCUAAAUGAUCAGACUAAUUGUUUUCUCUGACUUUCUAUUUUUAAAAAUGUUUUAUUCAAAUAUAUUUUAGUUUAAAAUGGUGUGCAAUGGCUAAUACUCGUAAACAUAUUUACAGUAACCAUACAAAACCAUCAAAAUUAGGGAUGUAACUGUUUUGAAAUGCAGUAAAAUCUCAUGUUUUAAUUAAUAAUUAAAUGAAUUAAUACGAAAUUAUGCACUGCCUUUAACAGAAGUCAGUAACUUUAAGCAAAAUUGCCAUACUUUCUUUGAAUAGACUGUUUGAGCCAACAGCAGUGUACACUUUACGCCACUGCAGUUGCCAUUAGUAGAUUUAGAAAUUUGUGCCUUGAAAGACAAAGAAACAAAUUCAAAACCUAUGUGUCAGAACACAUGAUCUGAUCCAUUUUGAAGAUGAUCUCAUUACCAAUUAAAAAUUUGUGUACUGUGAAUUCUUAUCUGUUAUAUGUAAUAUUUUCUUUUAAAAUGGCACAGUCAUGUUGUACACGACCUAACUACCCACAGCAAAAUGUAUAAACAUUUAUUUGUGUAGUAUUUUAUUUUAUUAACAUUUUUUUUUAGUGUUGUAAGAUGCCAUCACUACCAAAACUGCCACUUCUGUCACUUAUUUUUAUGGAUAUGUUGGAGAACUUACUGUUUAACUGUUUAACUGCUGCUUGUUUGUCAUUUUAUUCAUCAGACAGAACAGUUAAUCUAUAAUUUCAUUAAGCAUACAGCAUUAAAUUUCCUUCUGUUAAUGAAAGAAAAACCCACAAUGGUCAUGAAAAUAACUUGAAACUUAUGUAACUAUUAAUAAAUACAGUAAAGAUGUACUGAAGAGCUACGAAGCUAUGAAAAUCAGAUGUUGUUUUUGAAUUGUGGCUCAACAGAACUGUAUUGAAAAUUUAAAAACAAACUAAUGAUACAGCCCUGGACAAAAUGUUGGACUUUUCAAGGUAAUCACUGUACUCAAACGAUUUCUGUAAUGUCAAUGAGUCUUUUGUCAACAGGUAUUUACGCUCCUCGUGAGCAAACUGCUUCAGUUGUCUCAGGUUUAAAGGCUUCCUUCUCUAGAUAUGUCACGUUUAAGGUCCUUCCAAGGAUGUUUAAUGGGAUCCAGAAUAGUCCAAUGUUUUCGCUUUUAUGCAUUCUUUAUCUAUUCGUUCCGUUUUGGGUUAUUACCCUCUUGGAAGACUGAGACUAAGCUUUCUGAAACUAGGCAGCACAUUUCUGAAUUGUUGUUUUUGAUAGUUUUGAGAUUCCACGGUACCCUGGAGAUUGCAGACACCCACUGCCAGAUGCAGCAAAGCAACCCCAGAACAUAACCUCCACCUCCAUACUUUACAGUAGGGACAGUUUUCUUUUCAUUUGGUUCAUUUUUGCAUCUUUGAACUGAUGUGCCUUGCCAAAAAGCUCUGGUUUUGUCUCAUCUGUUGAAAGAGCAUUCCAUAAGAAGCUUUGCGGCUUGUCAACAAUUUUAGUCUUGUUUUUUUAUGAUUUACUUUUAAUAGUGGUGUGUUCCAGUUAUGUUCACAUUGGCUCAAACAACAAUAGAUGGUGCGAACUGACACUGAUAUACUUUGACCUGGGAGUUAACUUUGUGGGUUGUGCUGGGCUCCUUGGUUACCAUUUUUAUUAUCGGUUCCUUUUUCAUUUGUUAUAAAAUUUUCUUUUGUGACUACUUCCAUGAAGGUUGGCCACAGUCCAGUGGACCUUAAACUUCUGAAUACUAUAUGCAACUUCAGGGACAGGGACAUCAAGCUGCUUGGACAUAAUAAACUUAAAGCCUUAAA
Molecule: messenger RNA, 10436 nt
Organism: Betta splendens (Siamese fighting fish)
Lineage: Eukaryota; Metazoa; Chordata; Actinopteri; Anabantiformes; Osphronemidae
Product: death-associated protein kinase 2
Exons: 13
Coding region: 7410-8492 (360 amino acids)
Biological process (GO): positive regulation of apoptotic process; intracellular signal transduction; protein phosphorylation
Cellular component (GO): cytoplasm; nucleus
Molecular function (GO): protein serine/threonine kinase activity; ATP binding
Source: RefSeq, a predicted model, not a curated record